Molecule: messenger RNA, 699 nt
Organism: Striga asiatica
Lineage: Eukaryota; Viridiplantae; Streptophyta; Magnoliopsida; Lamiales; Orobanchaceae
Source: the annotation of a GenBank genome assembly
AUGCGGGGGAAAGAUGUCACCGUGGAUAACGACGUGAUGAAGAAAGUCUUCGAGUUCAACCUAGUCGGAAAACGAAGCAAACCGGCAGAUUUCAACGCAAAGACGAGUUGGAAGGAACUUUCCCCCGACACUACAUGGGACUCCCGUGGCAUGCCAAACGGCUUAGUUCAAGACUUAGCCACAGCGGUUGUGCACCGAUUCAUCGCCUAUAACAUCACGGGGAAAAAGGAGGUGAACAAACUGAGUGAAACCGAGCUCUAUCUUGUAUGGGCAAUGCGCGCGGGAGUGAAGGUGUGUUCGAUGAACUUUUUGCAAAACUCCUUGCAAGAGGUGGCUCUCGAAAAACGUGGCAUACCGGCUCUCGGACACGUUGUGACGGCUUUGGCCAAACACUUCGGCAUCCCCGAUCAACCCAUAUUUAUCGACGCGACGUGGUCCAUGGAAGGCGAGCCAAUGAGGUGUAUUAAUGAACAUGAGCUCCAGCAAGCCGAUCUCCGAACCACCUCACGGGAGUACACGAAGAGAAAGGCCUACGACACCUAUUUCAAGAAGCUCAAACGCGGUGAGGCACCUACCACUGAUCAGGCCGGGACGUCCCAACAACCGGUUAAUGAUGACGAGCACGACCCUAUGAAUACAGAUGAAGAACACUAUUACCUACCACCACCCGACCCGAAACCAAUAAAUGCUUUCUCUUAA